AUGCAAUGCUUUCUUUCGUUUCUCUAUCUCGGUCUCAGAGUUGAUACUUUGGAGCCCUUCAAGCUUCUCUCUCUGUUCAAGACUGGAGAUGUCCUGUAUGUCCCAAUUCAUGCAAUAUUUGGUGUCUGUUUAGCUUCUCUCUCUGUUCAAGACUGGAGAUGUCCUGUAUGUCCUUUAGCAUCAAAAUCUUCACCAUGGCAGAUGAAAACUUUAGCAGUGAUGAUAGCAUAUAUGAUAUAUGAUCUUGUUACUAUAUGUGGAUCAGAGAUGGUUGCCGCUUUGUGGAUAACUGAGAUCUCUAGCCCUUUUCUACAUAUGAGAGAGCUUCUGAAAGAGAUAGGUUAUCAUGAUACUGAUCUCAAUUUAGCAGUUGAUGUUCUAUUUGCCUUCAUAUUCUCAUUUGCAAGGAUGAUUGGUGGUCCAUAUCUCACAUAUGUUACUUUGACUGCAGAUAAUCCUAUGCUUAUUAAGGUACGACUCUAA
This is a messenger RNA of Asparagus officinalis (garden asparagus), 483 nucleotides long. RefSeq lists its product as uncharacterized. Bases 1 to 483 code for a protein of 160 amino acids. Gene Ontology annotation, cellular component: membrane. The record is from RefSeq and is a predicted model, not a curated record. The transcript is spliced from 5 exons. NCBI's taxonomy places the organism in Eukaryota, Viridiplantae, Streptophyta, Magnoliopsida, Asparagales, Asparagaceae.